Messenger RNA from Nannospalax galili (Upper Galilee mountains blind mole rat), 1829 nucleotides. RefSeq names its product egl-9 family hypoxia inducible factor 2 (gene Egln2). The record is from RefSeq and is a predicted model, not a curated record. NCBI's taxonomy places the organism in Eukaryota, Metazoa, Chordata, Mammalia, Rodentia, Spalacidae. The transcript has 5 exons. Gene Ontology annotation, molecular function: peptidyl-proline 4-dioxygenase activity; L-ascorbic acid binding; ferrous iron binding. The coding region runs from base 38 to 1279 and encodes 413 amino acids. Gene Ontology annotation, cellular component: nucleus; cytoplasm. Gene Ontology annotation, biological process: peptidyl-proline hydroxylation to 4-hydroxy-L-proline; cellular response to hypoxia.
GUGCCCUCCAUGCCCGGGGGAUGAAGACAUUGCUACCAUGGACAGCCCGUGCCAGCCGCAGACCCUAAAUCAGGCUCGCCCUCAGUUGCCAGGGUCUGUGUCAGAGCCUUUGGAGCCUAGCCGAGGCAGGAUGGGGGUGGAGAGUUACCUGCCCUGUCCCCUGCUAUCCUCCUACCACCAUCCAGGAGCAUCUGGUGAGGCCUCGGCUGGCAGUGGGACGCCCAGGACCACAGCCUCAGCCACAGCUACCACUUCGAGCCCCUUGCAGGAGGGCUUUGGUGGACAGGAUGGUGGUGAGCUGUGGCCACUGCAGAGUGAAGGUGCUGCUGCACUUGUCACCAAGGAGUGCCAGCGGCUGGCAGCCCAGGGUGCCCGGCCUGAGGCCCCGAAACGGAAAUGGGCUGAGGAUGGUGGGGAUGCCCCGUCACCCAGCAAGCGGCCCUGGGCCAGGCAAGAAAACCAGGAGGAGAAGGGGGAAGGUGGUGUGGGCUGUGACAGCGGCGAUAGCAGCAGCAUGGCCGGUGGCAGUGGCCAGGCGAGUGCUAGGCUGAGGGAGGAGGCCCUGCCCUCUGCACCUGAGCGCCUAGCCCUGGACUAUAUUGUGCCUUGCAUGCGGUACUACGGUAUCUGUGUCAAGGACAACUUCUUGGGGGCAGCACUGGGUGGCCGUGUGCUGGCUGAGGUGGAGGCCCUGAAGUGGGGCGGGCGUCUACGUGAUGGGCAACUAGUGAGCCAGCGGGCAAUCCCACCGCGCAGCAUUCGUGGGGACCAGAUUGCCUGGGUGGAAGGCCACGAGCCAGGCUGCCGGAGCAUUGGUGCCCUCAUGGCCCAUGUGGACUCAGUGAUCCGCCACUGUGCUGGGCGACUGGGCAACUACGUCAUCAAUGGGCGCACUAAGGCCAUGGUGGCGUGUUACCCAGGCAAUGGGCUGGGGUAUGUGCGGCACGUUGACAAUCCCCACGGCGAUGGGCGCUGCAUCACCUGUAUCUAUUACCUGAAUCAGAACUGGGAUGUUAAGGUGCAUGGGGGCCUGCUGCAGAUUUUCCCUGAGGGUCGGCCUGUGGUUGCCAACAUCGAGCCACUCUUUGACCGGUUGCUCAUUUUCUGGUCUGACCGUCGGAACCCACAUGAGGUGAAGCCAGCCUAUGCCACCAGGUACGCCAUCACUGUCUGGUAUUUCGAUGCCAAGGAACGGGCAGCAGCCAAAGACAAGUAUCAGCUAGCAUUGGGACAGAAAGGUGUCCAAGUACCUGUAUCACAGCCGACCACACCCACCUAAUGGCCAGCCCCAGAGCUGCGUGGACUGACAGCUCCCUGACUUCAGGAGGGCCCUGGGCCCCAGUGGCAGCUCACCAGCCUCAGUGCCCACUCCUUCUCUGCCACUGCUGCUGCUUCUGGCUUGCCUUUGCCCUGUGUGGUGUGGAGGGAUUCUGAGCAUCACUGGGGACCAAGGAGGAAAGACCACUGCCCCUUGAGGGAGCUGGGGUUUGUGACCUGGGCAGUGGCCAGUGUGUGAGGGCAUACCAUAACUGAACCUGGGGGCCGUGUGCUGCCUGUCUGGUCAUUCCUCAUUGGGUUUGGAGCUGAGAGGAGGCAGGAUUUGGGGUUGAGGUGAGUCAUGGCCUCUGGCUGGCAAUGGUUUGGGGGGUGGGUAUCCCUACUCUCCCCAUUCCUCCAGCCUGGAAUGUGAAGUGACUCCCCAACCCCUAUGGCCUUGGCACUUUUUGAACUGGGCUGCUGCUGCUUGGGCAGAGUUAGGUGCCAGGAGGAGCAUGGGUGUGGAGGUCCUGCCAGCCAAGAAAUAAAAGUUUACCUCAGAGUUGCACACA